AGAGCACCUGCCAUCACCAUGCAGAGGUGCACAUCAUCCUGUGAAAAGAAAAACACCUGGACCUCCAACCUCACCAGGCUGAACUGUCAGUGGCAUGAUGAAGGACAAGUUCGUCAUAUAUAGCGUGUUUGUAUGCACCACGCUGUGCGGUCUAUGGGACGCAGCUCAGGGUCGGGGGCUUCACCUGGGCAGUUGUAAAGUAAACAUACACACUCAAGAACUCAGGCACCACUUCCAACACAUCCGGCAAAGCAUGAUUUCUGGAGAUGAUCAAAAGGGAAUCAGGUUACUCAGAAAAGAUAUGAUGCACAGUUUACAGGCUACAGAAAGCUGCUGUUUUCUCAGGAAGCUCCUUCACUUCUACAUGGAUAAAGUUUUUAUCAACUACACCAGCAGUCAUUCCCUACAUCGCAGAACCACCAGUGUUCUGGCCAACUCCUUCCUCAGCAUCUCCAAGGACCUGCGAGCGUGUCACUCUAAUGCGCACUGUGAGUGUGGGGAAGAUGCCACGCUAAAAAUCACAACAAUUCAAACCACAUAUGACAAGCUUGAUCAGUCAUCGGGAGCAGUAAAGGCCAUCGGAGAGCUGGAUUCACUACUUGAAUGGAUAGAAAGCUUCCAGCAGCACCCUUAAUGAGAGCCAGGUCUUUAUUAUAGUUCAGCUGCGUAGAUUAAUAGAAUAAAUAACCUUUACUACCUUAAAAGCAGUUUCUAAAAGUUUUCGCUUUCCAUAGAGUUUAUGUGACAGUAAUUUAUUUAUAAUGUAAUAUUUUGGCGUAUUUCUUAGCAUAUUUGCAUGACGUAUAAAUGUCAUGCUGCAAAGUAGACCUUUGCGGUCAGUUUGGUAUCUGUGAUUUCCAUUCUAUUGUUGUCAGGUUUUGUUGAGAAUCAGCUAAAAACAUAUCUCUCUCAUCUUUAUUUGUCUCUAACACUCACUAUUCAAAUUCUAUUCUGUAAAAAAAUGCUUUAGCCUAGCUCUAUUCUUUUACAGACUGCUUGUUUUCUUAACACUAGCUUCUCUACUCUUUUUGUAUUAUAUCUGCUUUUCUUUUAUUUAUUAUUCAAUUGUCAAGGCCCCUAACUACCGCGCUCUAUUCUUUUCCUAGUUUUCUUUUUAUUUAUUAUAUAUAAAAAAAAACCUUACUACGUGUAUUGUGUUAUGCUACCUAAGAUUUGUCUUAACACUUGCAUAUUGCUCUUAUGUUGAUUUUGAUUGUCCUAUUGUUCUAUUGUCCUCAUUUCUCGCUGUCUGCUAAAUGUCUAAACGUAAAUGUCUUUAUAAAAACACAUCAUUUAUAAAAUAAAGAUAUA
This is a messenger RNA of Puntigrus tetrazona (Sumatra barb), 1311 nucleotides long. It is a transcript of the gene il20, whose product is annotated as interleukin 19 like. NCBI's taxonomy places the organism in Eukaryota, Metazoa, Chordata, Actinopteri, Cypriniformes, Cyprinidae. Bases 95 to 634 code for a protein of 179 amino acids. The transcript has 6 exons. The record is from RefSeq and is a predicted model, not a curated record.